Rhizopus microsporus ATCC 52813 is the source of this 1277-nucleotide messenger RNA. Its product is annotated as MADB protein. NCBI's taxonomy places the organism in Eukaryota, Fungi, Mucoromycota, Mucoromycetes, Mucorales, Rhizopodaceae. Gene Ontology annotation, molecular function: protein binding; sequence-specific DNA binding; zinc ion binding. The coding region runs from base 115 to 1122 and encodes 335 amino acids. Gene Ontology annotation, biological process: regulation of DNA-templated transcription. The transcript has 3 exons. The record is from RefSeq and is a predicted model, not a curated record.
CUGGCAUAAGAAAUACAACUACCAAUAAGAUGUUGUCUUUUUAUUUAAAAGAGCGCAAAUCAAAAAAACGUAUCUAAGCUUUAUUUGGACAGAUUACUCUUUGGCUUGUGAAUUAUGGAAACUGUCCAAACAGAUGGCAACAACGACAACAACGACAACCAAGUGAUGAAACUCAGAAUGGGCAGUUCAUUUGGCGAGUUCACACGACGCAAAAACUGGUCACAGAGCAUACUAGACGCCAUUCGAGAUGUUGUUCACGUACUAUCUUCUGAUCUUCGCAUCCUUUACUGUUCUGAUGCCUCGAGUGAAAUUUUAGGAUACAAGCCUGGCGAGAUAGUUGGUCACCUUUUCACUGAAUUUAUUCAUGUGGACGAUGUUGAUAAUUUUGUUCGUAAUUUCCGAUUGACACAUGAAAAGAUGAAAAUAUUCAGAAUAUGUUAUAGAUUUCUUCGCAAGGAUGGCAAAUAUGCUACUCUAGAAACUCGAGGCCAGUUCUAUAAGACGUCAUUUUUCGGAAAUGCGCGACGUAUACCAACUGAGGCUUCACAGUCGAUUGAUAGUAUCCUUGACUUAAAAAUGGAGAAUGAAAUGCUAAAAAGAAAGCUGGCAGUCCUUAAAAGGCAACGGCAAUGGAAGAAAUCCUCUAGUGAAGAAAAAGAUUUGUCUAAUGCACAAUCAUUGGCAGAUGAUAAAAGUGGUGAAGACUAUUCGAAUGAUGAGAUAGAUAUGCCUGCUCAAUCAUCACUUGUCUAUGCUCAAGGUGUUAGCCCUUAUCAUAAUAUCUCAGAUAGCUUGUCUUUGUUUACUGGAUUACGAUAUGACCUGGGUGAGCGAUCGAUGGGCAUUUCGAUGGGACUGUGUAGCGGUGAUCUAACAAACGUUAACGAGUCACCAACAAGUAUUCCAUUUGUUGAGAAUGCAGAAAUGCAAGAAGAGAAUGAUGAGUCCAGAUUAAAAAAGCAAAAACGAAUGUGUAAUCGAUCAGAAGGAAUAAGGGCAUGCACCGAUUGUGGCACGACUGAAUCGCCCGAAUGGAGAAAAGGUCCACUAGGACCAAAGACUCUAUGUAAUGCCUGUGGCUUAAGAUGGUCCAAGAGAAAGAAACAAGAGCAUCAGGAAUAAAAUUUUAUUUAUUAACUAUUUAGAAUUCUUUUUUUUGCAUAAAAAAUAAGCCAAGCAUGUUUUUCGGCAAUGGCAUCAGAAUAUACCAUCUGUUUUUGAUAUCCCUUUUUAACCCUAAUUUCCUUUUCUGCAUGAAUCAAAAUAAAAAUUUGUUG